CGUGUUCGCCUCAAAAGUGACGCAAUGCCCCGUUGCAAAUCGCAGACGAAAUCAUGCACCACUCAGCCGUGGAAAUACGGGAAGGAAGUUAGAGGAGAGGGAGAGAGUACGCGGAAAAACCUGUCCCGUUGUUUGGAUGUUUCAUCAGCCGCACAGGAGAAUACGCGCUUGCAUGCCGGCCGCUGGAGCAAGGGACAACGGCGACACUCGUGGAGUAUCCACUAUCCAGUUAGGUGUUUUUUUAGGUGUGUUCGGAAGAGGUGCUGAGAUACACAGGAGGCCAUGUCACGCCACCGGUACCACCGCGUUGACGGAUUCCACCUCGGUAAACACUUCACCGCACCAACCGUGCGGGAGGUGUUCGCCUACAAGCCACGUCCUGACGACAUCUUCAUCGUCACUUACCCGAAAUGUGGCACCACAUGGGUCCAGCACAUCGUAUUCUACGUCUUGAACCACGGCGUUCCACCGCAGGACCACGAAGAGUUCGAGUCGAAAACGCCAUUCUUCGAACUCAAAGGACAAGCUGCUGUCGAAAACUUAGUUAGACCUGCCGCGAUCAAGACUCAUCUACCAUUCGACAGGCAACCUUAUUCCAAGGACGCUAAGUACAUCUACAUCGCUAGAAACCCAUUCGAUUGCUGCGUGUCGUUCUAUCAUCACGUGAAGUUGAUGCCAAUGUACGACUUCGAAAACGGAACGUUCGACGAGUUCUUUGAGAGCUUCCUCAGCGGCGAAGUCGACUUUGGCGACUACUUCGACCACCUGUUGUCCUGGUACCCGCACAGAAACGACCCGAACGUCUUGUUCUUCACGUACGAAGACCUCAAGAAGGACGUCAGGGGGUGGAUUCAGAAGAUGGCAGAUUUUUUGGGAGAAGAGUACGGGAAGGAGCUUCGGGAAGAUCCCGCUUUGCUCGAAAGAAUCGUGCAGUGUACAUCCCUGGAAGCUAUGCGGAAGGUGGUGAACCCAGCGAUGCGAGAGAUAGGUCAAAAGUUCACUGGUGUGCCGGUCCAGUUCCUGCCACCUUGGGCUCAGCGUCUGGUAGAGGACUGUGGAGAUCUGUUGAAGAAACCCGUGACUGGGGAUUUUGUGCGUAAAGGUCAGGUUGGGGGAUGGCGAAGCUACUUUACAGCGGACCAAGUAGAGAGGAUGAAGGAGUGGAUCGCCGAGAGGUCUGCAGGAAGUGACGUUAUGGAUCUCUGGAAGGACAUGAAGUUCACGGAUUGAACUAACAAACGGAGCGAAGCCUUGUGCGAUGACGACCUCAUUUUACCCGGCUAUCGACUGCGCGCAUCCCCAUUCUAAAGAUCGGAUGCCGUCCUAGUGGCAUCUAGCGACCAUGUCACCGGAAGAAAUGAGACAGACAACGGCUCGCACUGCUGUUGCUAUGAUACCUAGCCUACUUCCGGUUGAAGAGCCCAGUUUCACAAGUAUGCUUUGUUACAGGUAGGGUUGGAUAUGAAUGGCCACUCCAUCCGCUCUUGUGCGAGCAUCUGCGAGCACUGAAACGUGAAAAAGUACUUCGUAUCUUCGUUAGUCACCUAACUCAACUCAGUGCCGGUUGCCGCGUAUGCACUUUCACUUUUGGGAACUACACUUUCUAAUCCCCACACAAAUACUGGUGAUAUGUUUUACUCCAAUAGAUAUAUAUUAUAUAUACAUGUACCCUA
Molecule: messenger RNA, 1673 nt
Organism: Ornithodoros turicata
Lineage: Eukaryota; Metazoa; Arthropoda; Arachnida; Ixodida; Argasidae
Product: sulfotransferase ssu-1-like
Exons: 2
Coding region: 283-1230 (315 amino acids)
Biological process (GO): sulfation
Cellular component (GO): cytoplasm
Molecular function (GO): sulfotransferase activity
Source: RefSeq, a predicted model, not a curated record